AUGGGCUGAGCGUGAGAGGAUUCUACAGCACCAUGACUGACGCAGAGCUCGAUAAUAUGGUCAGAGCUAUUAAAACACAGAUGCCCAAUGCAGGGUACAGGAGUGUAAAGGGACAGCUCAUGGCAAUGGGUAGCCGUGUUCAAUGGGAGAGGAUUACAGACUCAAUGCAUCGUCUCGAUGCAGCUGGAAUCCUGUCCCGACUUGCAAGGCUUGGCUGCACUGUACGAAGAUCAUACUCAGUACGAGGUCCCCUUGCAUUGGUGCACAUUGACACAAACCAUAAACUCAUCAGGUACAACCUGGUAAUAUUUGGUGGAGUUGAUGGAUUUUCCAGAAAGGUCCUGUACUUGGAUGCAGCAACCAACAACCGUGCCAAUACAGCAUUCUCCUUUUUCCUUGAGGCCACUCGCUUACAUGGUGUUCCAUCAAGGGUUCGUGGAGAUCAAGGCGUUGAAAAUGUGGACAUUGCCCAUUUCAUGUUCGAGAGACGUGGAACCGGUCGAGCUAGCUUUAUCUCGGGAAAGAGUGUACACAAUCAAAGGAUUGAAUGGAUGUGGCGAGAUGUGUGGAUGGCUGUGACUUGCAUCUUUUAUGAUGUGCUUCACACGCUCGAGGAAGAUGGUGUUUUGGACAUAGCAAACAUAAUGCACCUUUUCUGCGUGCAUUAUGUCUUCCUGCCUCGCCUUCGAUCAGCACUACAGGUCUUUGUAGCUGGCUGGAAUCACCAUCCCCUCAGAACGGAGAGAAAACACACCCCAGAGCAGCUGUGGCAGAUGGGACACCUCAACACUCCACAGGACAGUGAAGAUCUUGAGGACCUGCAAAAUCGAGAACUGGACAGGGAGGGUUCCCUGAUGACCCCAGAGGCCACUGUCGGAGGAGUUCAGGUCCCGGAAUUUCAACCGCCUCUGCCUGCUGAAGAUCUGGCAGUACUUCAGUCGGCAAUCAACCCUUUAAUUGAUUCAGAUUCAAAUGGUUAUGACCUUUAUAUACAGGUGUUAGAAUUUGUUAAACACACGCUUCAACACCCCAUUGAUUAGGUAGUUCUGGGUCCAAUUAACACAGAGAACUCAAGCCUGCAUCACACCAGGUCGUUUUUUUUGUUGCUAUUAUUUACAGAUAUAAGUGGGAGGUGAUCUCCAUUGUGCAAUUACUUGCUGGAAUUCGUCAACUUUUUCAAACAGAACAGCAGGGAUUCUUGUAUUGUCGAAUAAAAUGCUGAACUCAAAAAGACCACUGCAAUGCUUUUUAUUUUUACAGCAUAUUGAAACGCAAGAAAAGAUCCAAAACACUAAUUGGCUAUUCACAAUGAACAAUGUGGAUUCAAAGCAAAACAAUCUGAAAUAGUUAAGUUUAAAGAAAUUAGCUUCAGAUCGGCAGUCAUAGUCUCUCGCAAAGUAAAAAAAUACGCUCUUCCACAUAAAAUGAACUUAGUUGGCAAGAAUUCAAAUAGUAAACAUGCUGCAAGUUUAGGCACAGCAUCAUUCAUACCACACAAUACUCUGCAUGCUAACAGAGAGAACCACUACAUAACAAAAAAUCUGAAAGCUUAUUUAGAAUAAAAUUCACAUUUCCAUACAACAAACACAGGCGCUGCCGUCUGUACACAAAGCAAAUAGGCCUCCAACUCGACUGUUCCAACCUAGCUCUUGAAGAGCUUUGCAAUUCUAACAUGAAGAUGUAUUAGCAGGCACGUGCACAGAUAGACCCCAAGUGGUGCUCAAGCACCAGCCCUUGUGCCCUGGUUGAUAAAAAGUGCCCUUUUUUUUCUUGAGCCCAAUUUUUUUUUUUCCAGGAGCUGGAGAAAACUGUAGUCUCCCUUCUACAGAAGAAUGGUCUGGAGGUGAAAAAUAUGUAUGGCCAGGGCUAUGAUGGAGCAGCCAACAUGAGUGGCAUGUACAAUGGCCUUCAAGCCAGAAUACGCACACUGAAUGAGAAGGCCCUCUAUGUGCACUGCAAAGCACACUGCCUGAACUUGGUCCUGGUGGAAGCCUCAAAGUCAAACAAGCACUUUGUGACCUUCUUCAACCUGGUUGAGAAGCUGUAUGCCUUUUGCAGUGGCUCCUCAAAGCGCCAUGCUGCUUUAGUCAGAUUGCAGCAGUCCCUGCAUCCAA
This is a messenger RNA of Gadus chalcogrammus (walleye pollock), 2114 nucleotides long. RefSeq lists its product as uncharacterized. NCBI's taxonomy places the organism in Eukaryota, Metazoa, Chordata, Actinopteri, Gadiformes, Gadidae. The record is from RefSeq and is a predicted model, not a curated record. The coding region runs from base 33 to 1040 and encodes 335 amino acids. Gene Ontology annotation, molecular function: nucleic acid binding. The transcript has 6 exons.